Molecule: messenger RNA, 1776 nt
Organism: Linum trigynum
Lineage: Eukaryota; Viridiplantae; Streptophyta; Magnoliopsida; Malpighiales; Linaceae
Source: the annotation of a GenBank genome assembly
AUGUCCUCCGCCGCGUCAUCCCGAUCUCUCCAUCUCUUCUUCUGCGCUCUUCUUCUCAUCUCUCCUCUCGCCCUCGCCUCCGAGUCAGAUCACAAGUAUCAACCAGAUGAUCCUGUUACUCUUUGGGUGAACAAAGUUGGUCCUUAUAAUAAUCCCCAAGAAACGUACAACUACUACAGCCUUCCAUUUUGCCGUCCAGCUGGAAAUUCGGCACACAAAUGGGGUGGUCUUGGUGAAGUCCUGGGUGGAAAUGAACUUAUUGAUAGCUUGCUCGACAUAAAGUUCCAGAAGAAUGUAGACAAAGGUUCCAUUUGUCAGCUCGACCUCGAUGAAGCUAAGGUCAGACAGUUCAAAGAUGCCAUAGAGAACAGUUACUGGUUUGAGUUCUUCAUGGAUGACUUGCCACUAUGGGGCUUUGUUGGGGAGUUGCAUCCUGAUAAAAACAGUGACAAUGGUAAACAUGUUCUGUACACACACAAGACUAUUACAGUUAAAUAUAACAAAAAUCAGAUCAUUCAUGUUAAUCUGACUCAAGAGGGUGCCAAACCCCUCGAAGCGGGUAGAAGCGUGGAAAUGACAUACUCUGUCAAAUGGAUUGCAACUAAUGUUUCUUUUGCCCGUCGCUUUGAUGUCUACUUGGAUUAUCCUUUCUUUGAGCACCAGAUCCAUUGGUUUUCUAUUUUCAACUCUUUCAUGAUGGUCAUCUUCCUCACCGGUUUGGUCUCGAUGAUAUUAAUGCGUACCCUGAGAAAUGACUACGCUAAGUAUGCUAGAGAAGAUGAUGAUCUGGAGUCUUUGGAAAGAGAUGUCAGUGAAGAGUCUGGUUGGAAGCUUGUCCAUGGAGAUGUUUUCCGCCCUCCUCGCAAUUUGGUUAUUCUGUCAGCAGUUGUUGGGACUGGUGCUCAGCUGGCACUGCUUGUGCUUCUUGUCAUCCUAUUGGCUAUUGUUGGGAUGUUGUAUGUUGGGAGAGGAGCAAUCGUGACGACUUUCAUUGUUUGCUAUGCUCUGACGUCAUUCAUUUCUGGUUAUGUUAGUGGAGGAAUGUAUUCCCGUCAUGGCGGUAAAAGUUGGAUAAAGGCCAUGAUCCUAACGGCUUCUUUGUUCCCGUUUUUGUGCUUUGGAAUUGGGUUUAUUUUGAACACAAUUGCCAUAUUCUAUGGAUCUCUUGCUGCCAUCCCAUUCGGUACGAUAGUGGUUGUUUUCGUCAUUUGGGGUUUCAUAUCUUUCCCCCUAGCACUGCUUGGUACAGUGGUUGGUAGGAAUUGGAGUGGUGCUCCAAAUAACCCUUGCCGUGUUAAGACCAUUCCUCGGCCAAUCCCAGAGAAGAAAUGGUACCUAACACCAUCUGUGGUAUCAAUGAUGGGGGGACUACUUCCCUUUGGUAGCAUAUUCAUCGAGAUGUACUUUGUUUUCACGUCUUUCUGGAAUUACAAGGUCUACUAUGUGUAUGGCUUCAUGCUGCUUGUUUUCCUGAUUCUCAUCAUUGUAACUGUUUGUGUGACAAUUGUGGGCGCAUAUUUCUUGCUGAAUGCUGAGAACUACCAUUGGCAAUGGACCUCCUUCCUCUCUGCUGCAUCAACAGCUGUGUAUGUGUACUUGUACUCGAUCUACUACUACUACGUGAAGACUAAGAUGUCAGGCUUCUUCCAGACCAGCUUCUAUUUUGGAUACACUUUGAUGUUCUGCCUUGGCCUCGGAAUACUCUGCGGUGCUGUUGGUUAUCUAGGCUCAAACUUGUUUGUAAGGAGGAUCUACAGAAACAUCAAGUGUGACUAG